UUUAGAGUGAAAGGAUUCCCAAAUCCUCCUAAUCAAGUUUGGUUCCCUCUUUAGAUUCGGAGCCUCGAUAUUUCGUUGGAGGAAAACAAAAAUCGGAGGAACCAGGGCGGGAAUCGGAUAUUAUGACCGUCGAAGUCGCAAAUGGCGUCGCCGGGGGCUUAUCGUACCCCAACGGCGAUUUGAAAACCCAAAACCCUAGCGCCAGCGUUAAGAAAUCUAAGGAAAGCGAGCGGCGCCGGAGGCGGCGAAAACAGAAGAAGAACAACAAGGCAGAUUCCACUGCUGCCAGUGAAGACGGCAACCAUGCUGCUGCUGCUGAGGAUGCUAAUGGCACCACCGACAAUGAUAACGCUAAGGAGAACUCCGAUCCUCAAAAGCCCCUUGAGCAAGUUGAGGUGGAGUAUGUUCCUGAGAAGGCUGAACUAGAUGGUGAUUUUGACGAUGAAUUCAGAAAGAUCUUUGAGAAAUUCAGUUUUAAGGAUUCUACUGGUUCUGAGGAGAAUGAGAAAAAGGAAGAAACGGAACAAGAUGCGGCAAAGAAGAAGAUAGACUCAGAUUCAGACGAAGAUGAGCAGGACCCCCAGGAAAAAGAGAAAGGCAUUUCUAAUAAAAAGAAAAAGCUCCAACGGCGGAUGAAGAUUGCAGAACUGAAGCAGAUAUGUCCAAGACCUGACGUUGUUGAGGUCUGGGACGCUACUGCUGCGGAUCCGAAGCUGUUAGUAUUUCUGAAAUCAUAUAGGAAUACUGUUCCAGUUCCAAGACACUGGUGCCAGAAGCGGAAAUUUUUACAGGGGAAACGUGGUAUUGAGAAACAGCCUUUCCAGCUUCCACAUUUUAUUGCUGCCACUGGAAUUGAGAAAAUUAGACAGGCCUAUAUUGAAAAGGAGGACAGUAGGAAACUUAAACAGAAGCAACGAGAGAGGAUGCAACCAAAGAUGGGGAAAAUGGAUAUUGACUAUCAGGUCCUACAUGAUGCAUUUUUCAAAUAUCAAACUAAACCAAAACUCACUACGCAUGGUGAUCUCUACUUUGAAGGAAAGGAGUUUGAGGUAAAGUUGAGGGAAAUGAAACCAGGAAUUUUAUCCCAGGAGCUGAAGGAGGCCCUUGGUAUGCCUGAAGGUGCUCCCCCUCCUUGGCUUAUCAAUAUGCAGAGAUAUGGGCCUCCUCCAUCUUACCCUCACUUGAAAAUUCCGGGGUUGAAUGCACCCAUUCCUCCUGGUGCCAAAUUUGGUUAUCAGCCUGGAGGGUGGGGUAAGCCACCUGUUGAUGAACAUGGGCGCCCUCUAUAUGGAGAUGUCUUUGGAGUUCUCCAGCAAGACGAGCCUAAUUAUGAGGAGGAACCUAUUGAUAAGAGCAAACACUGGGGUGACUAUGAGGAAGAGGAGGAGGAAGAAGAAGAAGAGGAACAGGAGGAAGAGGAAGAACAAAUUGAUGAAGAACAAAUUGAAGAUGGUAUUCAGUCAGUAGAUAGCCUUUCAAGUACUCCCACUGGUGUCGAUACGCCAGAUGUUAUCGAUCUUCGUAAGCAGCAAAGGAAAGAGCCAGAUAGACCUCUGUAUCAGGUUCUGGAGGAAAAAGAAGCACAUAUCGGUCCAGGAUCCAUCCUUUUACCAGCUCACACGUAUACAGUUCCUGGGGCACAAGAUAAGGCUGGCGCAAAAAGGGUGGAUCUGCUUAGAAGUCAAAAAACAGAUAAAGUUGAUGUUACAUUGGCACCUGAGGAGUUGGAAGAAAUUGACAAUGUUUUGCCAGCCAAGUAUGAAGAGGCUAGGGAGGAAGAGAAAUUACGCAAUCAGCGGGAAGAUUUCAGUGACAUGGUUGCGGAGAAUGCAAAGAAAAGGAAAAGGAAAAUGCAGGAAAAAGAAUCCAAGUCCAAGAAGAAGGAUUUCAAAUUUUGAAGAGAGCUAUUGCUUGUGCUUUGCACUUUGUAGUACCAACUAGGCAGAGGACUAUUAUCGAUGCCUCUUGUUGUUCGCCUUUGCUCCUCUUUGUAUACUUGCCUACUUGCUUCUGGCCAUAUCUGUAAUAGGAGGUGUAACUCUUAUGUUCAUGUUUUGGCGUACUUAAGGAAGCAUGUAGUGAUGUUAUUUCCUUGUACUCUGCUGUUAUGAUUAUAUAAUAGAAAUUGAGGCGAGAACGAUUUUAACAGCUGGCUGAAAUGUAUAAAUUUUUUCUUCAUUGUUUUUGUGUAUCCUCUUGACUUGCCAGGAUUUGUAGGAUGUGCUCAGUGAAUCUAUUUAUUUGGGAAAAGUCGGUUGUCUCUUCCUAAGAAAUUUAGAGAGAAACUUUUACGAUCAUUUAUUUGUUACAACAUGAAACUGUAUAGAAAAUGUGGAGGGGAAGAUCUGCCUAAAAUUCAAAUGCACAAUUGGUGAUACGUAUAACUUGGUGAUCAAGUGCAAUUUAUCUCGAUUAUUUUCCCCUAUUUUUGGUUUUGAAUUUUUUGGAGAAUAUAAUGAAUCUGAUCAGAAGAUUCAUACACAUAAUUCUCUCUAGUGGAUUGCUCGAUUGACC
Messenger RNA from Oldenlandia corymbosa var. corymbosa, 2514 nucleotides. Lineage: Eukaryota; Viridiplantae; Streptophyta; Magnoliopsida; Gentianales; Rubiaceae. The record is from the annotation of a GenBank genome assembly.